GGCAGGACUGUCCCUGGAUGUGUGUUUCACACAGGUUGUCUUUAGAUCUGGUUUACUUUGGUGACCUGAUGCCUUGCUGCCUUUAGCAAAAUGCAGUUACUCUUGGGAAUAUCAAUUAGGGUCCUCCAUUACACUAUUUAGAAUGUCUUCUAAAUGUUACCUUAAAAAUUCAGCAGCUUAUCAACAGGCAAAAUGGGAAAAUCUAGAGAUGUGAGGUUUUGUGUUUUUAUUUUUAUUGUGCUUUAGGUGAAAGUUUACAGUUCAAGUUAAUUUCUCAUACAAAAAUUUAUGCACAUAUUGUUUUGUGACAUUAGUUGCAAUCUCCACGAUGUGACAGCACACUCUCCCUUUCUGCUCCGAGUUCCCUGUGUCCAUUCAACCAGUUCCUGUCCCUUCUUGCCUUCUCAUCCUGCCUCUGGGCAGGAGCUGCCCAUUUGGUCCUGAUGCUUCUUCUUGAUGGUAGUGCAGUACCCGCAUUCUCUGUGGGAUUGGCUUUUUUAAGCCUAGCAGGAUGGCAAAACUGACCAAUCCCCUUGGUAGGCUACAGUCACCUUAUUUGCGUAGUCACUGUCCACUCCCUGCAAGAGUUUUUACGUACCUUAUUUGUAUAGUCCCAGCCAAUCAUUUUCUGGGAAUUAAGAAACUAUGGCUAGAAAGGCCAUAUCACAGCAAUUCACUGCACUGCAGUCUACUUCUGAGAUUUCUAGAAUCAUGGAAUAUGUGGAAAGAAUGUAGCUUAACCCCCUCAUUGAGAGAAAAUACACGUCUAAAGCCACAUAAUGAGUGGGGUAUAAAGACCAAAAUGAAUUUAGAAGAAUGGAUUGGUGAUGUGGAGCUUGCCCUAAUCUAGCUAAAAAAAGGAGGGGGACUAACAUUUAUUGAGUGACUGACUUUGGGUACAUUUACUUAACUUCUUUGAGCCUUGAUUUCCUCAACUGCAAAAUAAUAGCUGUCACUUGUAUAAUCUUGAAGGUCCCUGUAUGGCACAAACAGUUUAUGCUCAGCUAAUAACCAAAAGGUUGGCAGUUCAAAUCCACCCAUUGGUGCCACGGAAUAUCUGGUGAUCUACUUCCAUAAGAUAACAGCCAUUGAAAACCCUGUGGAGUGCAUUUGUACUCUGAAGCACGCGGGAUCAUCAAGAGUCGGGUUAGACUCAAUGCCAAAGAGUAUAUAAUAUUGGCUAUGUACUAGGAAUUAUUCUAAGCACUUCAUAUGGUUACUCAUUUAAUCCUUGUUACAGCCAUGUGGUGUGGGAAUAAUAGAUUCUAUUAUAUCCACAUUUUUCAGAUACAUAGGAAGGUUUCAUAACUCAGCUGCAGUCAUACACAGCUAGUGUGUUAGUUUUCAGUUGGUGCAUUACAAAUUAUAAAUUGCCACGCCUUAAAGCAACAUGCAUUUAUUAAGUCACAGUUUUGUGGGUCAGGAGUCUGGGCACAGUUUACCUGGGUCCUCUGCUCAGGGCCUCACCAGACUAUAAUCAGCGGGUUAACUGGAGCCAUCAUCUCAUUUGAGACUCAGGGUCCUCUUCCAAGCUCAACUGGUUGUUAGAAUUAAUUUCAUUGUAGCUGUAUAUCUCAUGGUGAUUUGCUUCUCCAACGCCAGCAGGAGAGUGUCUUCCUCUUUUAAAGGGCUCAACUGAUUAGAGACUGUAAUACAUAUAUAAAACCUCUUCAUCUUUGCCAUAUAACAUAACAUUAUUAUGGGAGUAAUUUCCCAUCACUUUUGCCAUAUUCUGUUGAUUAAAUACAAGCUUUAGCUUCUGCCCACACUCAAAGGAAAGGGAUUAUAUAAAGCUGUGGGUACAUACAAGAGGUGGGAGUCACAGGGACCAUCUUGGAUUUCUGCCUACCAAGCCAAUACAUGCUAAACUUAGUUUAAACCCAGACUGUCUGGCUACCGAGUCCGUGCUCUUAAUCACUAUGAUAUUCUUUAUCCCUUUGAUGAAAGUAAACCUACUUUAUAACCUUAUAUAGAGUUCAAAGUAAGAUAACACCCCAGCACACCCACGUUGGGUGCUAGUCAAAUAUUAAUUCCAUUCCUACCUCUACUUUUAGAAGUCUGCUUCAAGAAGCCAAAACCACCUGCAGUUUUAUUUUUUCCGGAAGAGGUUUCCAACAGUCUCUAAAAAUUCAGGUUGAAAUAUAUAAAUUAUUUUUAUUUGUUCAUUUUCUUCUGAGGCAGAAAUAACCCUGAGCUUUGGGAUUUGAGACUUGGGUUCUAACGCUAGCUCUGCUUUUUCCCUUUGAAACAGAUGCGGUGAUUGAGAAGAAUCAGUGAACACCUUCAUUUGUAGACAGGAAAACAUGGAUCAGCCAUUUACUGUGAAUUCUCUGAAAAAGUUGGCUGCUAUGCCUGAUCACACAGAUGUUUCCUUAAGUCCGGAAGAGCGAGUUCGCGCCCUCAGCAAGCUUGGUUGUAAUAUUACAAUCAGUGAAGAUAUCACACCGCGCCGCUACUUUAGAUCUGGAGUAGAAAUGGAGAGGAUGGCGUCUGUGUAUUUGGAAGAAGGAAAUUUGGAAAAUGCGUUUGUUCUUUAUAAUAAAUUUAUAACCUUGUUUGUAGAAAAGCUUCCCAGCCAUCGAGAUUACCAGCAAUGUGCAGUACCAGAAAAGCAGGAUAUUAUGAAGAAACUGAAGGAGAUUGCAUUCCCAAGGACAGAUGAAUUGAAAAAGGACCUUUUAAAGAAAUAUAACGUAGAAUACCAAGAAUAUUUGCAAAGCAAAAACAAAUACAAAGCAGAAAUUCUUAAAAAACUGGAGCAUCAGAGGUUGAUAGAGGCGGAAAGGAAGCGGAUUGCUCAGAUGCGCCAGCAGCAACUAGAAUGCCAGCAGUUUCUGUUUUUCGAAGAUCAACUGAAGAAGCAAGAAUUAGCCCGAGGUCAGAUUCGCCGUCAGGAAACCCCAGCGCUGUCUGAGCAGAUUGAUGGGAGUGCUUUGUCCUGCUUUUCCACACACCAGAACAACCCCUUGCUGAAUGUAUUUGUGGAGGAACCUAAUAAAAGUGAUGCAACCAGUUACGCCAGCCACUCUCCUCCCGUAAACAGGGCCUUAAAGCCAGCUGCUACUCUAAGUGCUGUUCAGACGGUUGAAGGACUGAGGUGCGUAGUCUUACCGAGAGAUCUUUGCCACAAAUUUCUGCUGCUGGCAGAGUCUAAUACAGUAAGAGGAAUAGAAACCUGUGGAAUACUCUGUGGAAAACUGACACAUAAUGAAUUUACUAUUACCCACGUAAUAGUGCCAAAGCAGUCUGCGGGACCAGACUACUGCGACAUGGAGUGUGUAGAAGAACUAUUCAGUGUUCAGGAUCAGCACGACCUCCUCACUCUGGGAUGGAUCCAUACACAUCCCACCCAAACUGCAUUCUUAUCCAGCGUUGAUCUUCACACACACUGUUCCUAUCAGCUCAUGUUGCCAGAGGCUAUUGCCAUUGUUUGCUCACCAAAGCAUAAGGACACUGGCAUCUUCAGGCUCACCAAUGCUGGCAUGCUUGAAGUUUCGGCUUGUAAAAAGAAGGGAUUUCAUCCACACACCAAGGACCCCAGGCUGUUCAGUAUAUGCAAACAUGUGUUGGUAAAAGACAUAAAGAUAAUUGUGUUGGAUCUCAGGUGAUCUGAAGACUAGCGCCAUCAGCUCCAGACACCUUCCUGUGGAUAUGUGGUUGCCGGAUUUUCUUAAGAUGUUUCCAGAAAUGACUGAUAUUUUAUAUUUAUACAUUUUAGAUUGAAGGUUUGAUAUUUAUUGUUCUUGUACAUUUUGAAGUUUUUUUUUGGGGGAGCGGUUGCCUUGUCUCAAGAGAGGUCACAAAGUUGUUAAAUCAGUACCUAUUAGUGUACCCAAAUACUAUGACCUGGUAAUAAAUUGUUGCAAACAACAGUCUGUCCAGUAUUUAUAGAAGCCUUUGCAUAUGAUUUUUAGAACGUUAGGUGUUUCCCUGUAAUUUUUUUUUUUUUCACUCAUGUAAAAUAUAAUUCCAAAGAAAGAAAUUCGUAGGAGUUCAUCUCUAAGACGGGUCAUCUAUUCCUGCAACAUUUCCCUACAGUAGAAGGUGAGCAGCUUCGCCACUUGAAAAGAACCAUGGGUGCCGACGAUAGAGACCAUCUGUGUUUUCAGUUUCAUCCAGUCCCAGCAUCCAAGAUAGGUUUGCAGUGAAUCAUGGCAUCGAAUACUAGAGCAACGAGCUUCUGCUUCAGGAUGAGGUCAGAGGGACUGGGGUAGCCGAUGACUCAUCCACUUGAUUAAGAGGACUAAACGCAGAGAAGCUUGAGAGUGGGAAAGAAGAAGGAUCAGAUAAAAAUGCAAAGCCCGUUACUGUGAAGGUCGACAAGGGUGACAGAAGACAUAUGGCAGAGGAAAUAACAGAAAAUUCUCAGCCAAAAAGAACAAAUAAAAGAAAUAAUGUGGAAAGAGUACUUGUGGUUAAAAAUAUGUGCAUAUAAACUAAUGCUCGGGGAAUAGGAAAGAAAAAACUAAAGAUGAAAUUGAACAGGGUAACAUAAGUACAAUGUAUGUACGUUAUGGUAUUUCUCAGGCUUGGUAGGAUGGGACUGCGGCUGGUAUCUAGGUAAUAAAAGCAUUUACCUAGAUCAAAAGAUACAGAUUAAAUAGAAGGAAUGAGAGAGGUAUGUUCUGUCUUAGCAAAUUGGAUAGGUAGGAAAAACCUGAAGGUGGAAACAUAUUGGAAAAAAAUUAGCUACAAAUAUAAGUAGAGAAGACAGAAGUAAUAUUGUUAAAGGAGCAAAAUCUAACCUGCCCAGCUUGAAGACAGGUAUGGAUGAUGCCUUCUAUGUGACAACCUGUAGCAAACUGCCAGCAAGGUGACGUGAAACAGUGAUGGGGGAGGCUUUCAGUAUCCUAUCGCCUGCUGGACACAACACCUCAACUACAUCCAGGUCCAGGAUACACCCUUGAUUUGCCUUACUGCUUGUUUAAUUUCCCUGUAGAGGGUUUGUUGAAUGUCAACCAAUAAGGAAAAGCAAAUGGACGCUGAAUUGAGAGAAACUUUGGAGGAAAGUGAACAUAUUGUCUGAGAGAUGUAUAUAAAUAAGGGAAUUCUAUUUGCAAAUCAACAGUUCCAGUGAUCCUAUAGUGGAUACCUUUAACAGAGAUUAAUGACUAAAACCCAUAGGGAAGUCCUAAGAAAUCCAAAUGCAUACUAUGGUACCACAGAUGUGCCCAGUGAAGUGAGCACAGAAUAGGCAUCAGAGAAACCAGCAAACUUGCUGAUCUGCCCUAGUUUCAAAGGAGCCUGUAUAAAAGCUGGGUGCUAGGCACUGAGUCCAAGAACAAUUCUGAGAGAGAGAGAGAAAAAUUGGCAACUAGCAAAGAACA
Loxodonta africana (African savanna elephant) is the source of this 5327-nucleotide messenger RNA. It is a transcript of the gene STAMBPL1, whose product is annotated as STAM binding protein like 1. The coding region runs from base 2304 to 3608 and encodes 434 amino acids. Gene Ontology annotation, molecular function: K63-linked deubiquitinase activity; metal-dependent deubiquitinase activity; protein binding. Gene Ontology annotation, cellular component: membrane; endosome. The record is from RefSeq and is a predicted model, not a curated record. Lineage: Eukaryota; Metazoa; Chordata; Mammalia; Proboscidea; Elephantidae. The transcript has 10 exons. Gene Ontology annotation, biological process: protein K63-linked deubiquitination.